AUGGCCAUGAUAGUGGACGACAUGGAUUGGAUCUCCAACUUGCCGGAGCCCAUCAUGGAGCAGAUUCUCUCUCGCUACUUGCCGGCAUCUGAUUCAAUUCGCGUGAGCUUUGCAUCGAGGACAUGGGAGAGACUAUGGAAAUCACUACCUGUCUCUGAUGAUUUUGAUGUGAGACGAGAUGGCCGGCUGGACGAGUCAAUGGAGGAGAUUGUAACUUCCAUCGACGAAUCCUUGAGAAUAUUCCAUGAACAUGAAGUUCGAAAACAUAUCAUUCCUUCUUUUAGAUUGAGAGGGAGAUUUAGCGACGAGAUUCAAACUUUUCAUGUUGACUGUUGGAUGAAGCUGGUCACCAAACAUUAUGUCAAAAGGCUUGUUUUCUACAACUAUGGAAUACGAUGGUACAAAUUUCCUCCGGCUGCUUUUGAUGUUGGGUCGUUAGUUGCAUUGAGUUUAUAUAAGUGCGUUUUGAAGAGAGACUUGAUUCAAGGAAAAAGGAGCUCGUUUUGUUGUCUAAAGGAGCUGGAAUUGACUUUUGUCGAUUUGAAUGGGCUAAUCAUCGGGGACCUCGAUCCUUUCCAGAUGCCCUUCGCUUGA
Messenger RNA from Rosa chinensis, 594 nucleotides. Its product is annotated as F-box/FBD/LRR-repeat protein At3g26920-like. Lineage: Eukaryota; Viridiplantae; Streptophyta; Magnoliopsida; Rosales; Rosaceae. The coding region runs from base 1 to 594 and encodes 197 amino acids. Gene Ontology annotation, molecular function: protein binding. The record is from RefSeq and is a predicted model, not a curated record. The transcript has a single exon.